Molecule: messenger RNA, 2244 nt
Organism: [Torrubiella] hemipterigena
Lineage: Eukaryota; Fungi; Ascomycota; Sordariomycetes; Hypocreales; Clavicipitaceae
Source: the annotation of a GenBank genome assembly
GCCAAUAGUUGACAUGGGGAAAUAAUAUACGUGACAAACGCCCCUCCCCCCCCCGAGCCAGCACCCCGGGCGAACUGCCGGUUAAAGACAAGCAGAUUGCACGGGAAUGCACGCAGGUGAGCUGUGCCGCCUUAUCGUCAGCCCUGGACAAAGGGAUUAUGCGCCACCAAAUCGCUGCCCAGCAGACUUCGCAAACGAAGAUUUGGCCUUUGCGUCUCCGCCGGGCAAUGCAAAUUGCUACUCAGAAAGGGGGGGCGUGCCGUUGUUUUGUCGGCAGCGCUCCCCGGAUGCUACCUGUCAUUCAUAUAGAAUGGUGCAACGAUAGCGAGUGUACCAGGAUACAUAUGUGAUUUUCAGUGCAGUGCUACGAUCAUCAACCGUCCCCAUGGGACAAGCAUUAUGUGCUUUAGCUCAUAUCGGGAGUCAACCGGCCAGGCUGUUUGCUACUGCUACCGACCCUUUCUGUUCGGACCUGUAAUUACUGUACGCGGCAUUCGGUGGAGGAGGAGGACGCUAACAACGGAUGGUACUGCACAUACAGUAGAUGGGCUCUCCACUCCCAGUGUACGCUAAGCCCCAUCGGCGUUUUUCUUUGUCGUCAUCUCCUGCUGCCACAACUGAGCGAGAGCCGCACCCCCCUCUUCCUCUUCUUGCUUAGACAACGGGACUUUUCACGGCCCCCAGCCCAGACCUCGAUCACCCACGACUGCGCUAUCUGAUUCAUGCCGACACUGUCGGCCAGCCCUAUUUCACUGCGAACGGCAGCACGCGUUUCUCAUCGUUUGUGGCAGCAGGCUAUGUCUACUACCGUUGUUGCCGGGCGUAGAAGCGAGACGCCAUGGCGAGCCGACUUUCUGGACCACAUUGGCCAGCUGCCGUCGCCGGCGUUUAGCUUGAGCUCCUUGCACCGCUUGUCUGAUGCUUCCCACGCCGUUGUGCCACGAUGCCGCACCGUAAUAUUUCGAGGCAUGUGGGCAUAUCUGCCGAACAAUCCCAAGAAUCCCGCCCCCCGCAAUCCGCUGUCGUUGCAGACAGACUUACCCGUCAUCACCACAGAUGUGCGCAUGGAAAAGAUCACAGAGCUGCUUGGCAGCGCCUCGUCGUCGUCCCAGGAUGCCAGCUCACCAGCAUCUGGACCGGGGGGGACCGUCGAGGCUGUCUUUUGGGUUCCGCAGACCAUGACCCAAUGGCGAAUUCAGGGGCACACAUAUGUUGUUGGUCCUGAUAUUGAAUCGGAUGCCGCUGCGCCUGUCCGGGCUGCAGUUGGGCAACAUAUGCAGCGAAACAACCCCGAUGUCGACUUGUCGUCCUGGAGCUGGACAAAGGAAUUAACAGCCCACUUUGGCAACUUGAGCCCGGGUAUGCGAGGUUCGUUCCGCAACCCGGCACCGGGAACCCCCAUCACACAGGAGCCGGGAGAUGGCCUAGGGCUGGGACAAGAAGUCCACGAUCUGGAAGAUGCCGUGGCUCGUGGCAACUUCCGUGUCAUUAUCAUUGUGCCCGAGGCGGUAGACAGGGUAGAUUUAUCCGACCCCAAUCGCGCAAGGCGCUGGAAUUAUCAGGCCGUGGCUGAUGGCCCAGAACCUGGGUGGAAGUCGACGGAGCUCUGGCCCUAACACUGCCUUGCAAGAUUUAGCCAAACGGCGCGCCGAUCUGUGAUCGUAAAUAGACAUAUUAUGCACAAGGAAGAAAAGCUCAUGGGGGUGGAGUGGCUAUAUGCAAUGUUGGCUUGCAUAAUGCGUUGUUGCACAUGAGUGUGUGUGUAUUAUAUCUGCGGUAUAGAUGCAGCCACGACUCAUGGAUACUAGUUCCCAGACGUAGCAAUAAAAAUCGAGGGGGAGGGGGCCAAACAGUCAUCUCAUUUUCAGCCAGGAUAUUACGAGAAGUGUCUUUGUCCGCGUCAGCGAUGUCGUAUGAUGAUUGCAGCUGACGAUGGGAGAAUACAAGCACCUAGUCGCAUGAUGGAAGUUUACGGGCUACCAAAAGUAAAAAAAAAAACCGGGUUUUAGUAUGAAGAUGAUGGACUUUUAAUAUAGCAUUAGAGCUUAAGUGCCUCUAGGUUAGCAUUGGCGUCAGCUUGGGACAGGUCCAAUCUGACAAGCUGGCUAAGAAGUAUGCCAACAUCUCAUAGCAACUAUUCGUAGCUCAACCUUUACUAGGAUAUUCAAUUAAACUCUGCAGAUUUACUCAAAAUACUGGAAACAUCCCGAACGAAAAGACAUUCACAUUUCCGCUACAGAUUUA